AUGGGAACACUGAAAAGGCCCUCCAGUUCCUCCGUGAGCCGGGCUGCCAGUGCCAGAAGCGGGAGCAAAGUCUCCUCCAAGAGUCCAAAGAAUGCCAUGAAGCCUGUCUCUUUCCUGAAGUUUGUGAAGGGUAAACCCGCCAUAGCCGAUAAAGCUGCUAUAGCCGCCAAAGCGAGGGGAUCUUCCCCAAAGGAGAAAAAGCAGACUCAGCGAAAAAAGCAAGCGAGACGGAGGACUCCAGAAGAGGAGGCCAUUUGGAUUUGCCAACAGCUCACUCACGGAAAGCUGAAACCCAAGAAUCUCCGAAGAACCACCGGCGACGCAGGCUACGUGUUGCUGAGGCAUGAGGCCAAAAAGUGGGUGACCUUGUCAAGUGUUCAAGAGCUGGCAUACGCUUUGAAGCCACCGGAGGAAGAGUGGUAUCGUUUCCUCUUCGCACAUGUGUGUAGCUUCAUGAUGGAUGGAAUCCUUCAAGUGAAUAGGAUGUACAGGAUCCUGUUUUCGGAUGAGAAGGACAUUUACUACUUCUCCUGCGGCGUGGAGCAUGGCCAUUUCAUUCGAGAUGGUGCCAAUCAGUUCUUCCAGUUCUUGAAAGCCUAUGAGGUGACAGAUUUCAAGGCUGCCAUUGAGGACAAAUCUUCUGACAUGAAGUUGUUGGAAAAUUUGCUGGUGAAAUUUGCCAAGCUGCCGGAGCAGACUCUCGCAGACAUGGAAAAAAGCAUGAGGCAUGCUUGGGAAGCCUGCGCAGUGCAAAGCGGAACCGCGGCUCUCUAUGGAGCGAUGAAGGCGCUGGGCGUCUCCGAGCCCACACACCACGUCUUGGUGCCGGCCUUCACCUGUGCCGCCUGUGCCGACGCCAUUGUGCAUGCGGGCGGCAGGCCCAUUCCGAUCGACUGUGACUUGGAGUCGUACGGCGUCUCCUUGGAAGCGGUCCAGACCGGACUGGCCGACAAGAACGUGGUGGGCAUCGUCAUCGCGCCCUGCUACGGCGUCCCCGCACGGGACUUCGCGGCCAUCCAGGCUCUUUGUAAAGAGCGCGGCCUUUGGCUUUGCGAGGAUGCCUGUGAGUCCUAUGGAGCCAGCUGCAACGUGCGCGGUUUCAAGGUCCCCGUCGGUUCUCUGGCGACUCUCUCUGUCGUCUCGGUGCGUUCGGAGAAGAUGAUCGGCGUGGGGGAGGGUGGCGCCAUUUUGGGCAACGACGCCACACUGGUGGCGCGCGCCAAGUGGUGGUGCUCGCGGGCACCCUGCCGUGGUGUGGGCUUGUGGCGGGUCUACGAGCACGACGCAGUGGGUCAGAACUUUCGGAUGCCGGAGAUGCCCGGUGCCACAAGAGGAGGUGCCACAAGAGGAGGUGGCUGGCUGGCAGGUUAG
Molecule: messenger RNA, 1371 nt
Organism: Durusdinium trenchii
Lineage: Eukaryota; Dinophyceae; Suessiales; Symbiodiniaceae
Source: the annotation of a GenBank genome assembly